Aquila chrysaetos chrysaetos is the source of this 1749-nucleotide messenger RNA. It is a transcript of the gene YAE1, whose product is annotated as YAE1 maturation factor of ABCE1. Lineage: Eukaryota; Metazoa; Chordata; Aves; Accipitriformes; Accipitridae. The coding region runs from base 443 to 1108 and encodes 221 amino acids. The transcript is spliced from 4 exons. The record is from RefSeq and is a predicted model, not a curated record.
GGAUGCGAGGCUGCGCCCGCACUCAAGAUGGCAGCCCGCCUCCAGUGUCGCAGACGGGCUUUGAAGCCACAGAGGUGCUGGUUAAGAUGGCGGCUCCUUACUUGCCGCCUACGCGGAGCUUGCCCUCGGCCAACAUGGCUGCCGCGCCCCUAUUACUUCUGACGGCAGUGAAGCCUGUUUGCCCUCAGUUAAGAUGGUGGUACUCAGCAGGCGGCGGAGGGUGGUGGCGAGGCUGCUGUGAUGCACCCUGAUGGUAAACAGCAUCUGUUUUCCAUUUGGAAACAAAUGUACAGGUUGAAUAAUCAGCUCCUGACAUGACUUCUCUUCAGAACUCAAUUUUUUUGCCUAUACUUCUAAUCUGACACUUCGCCAGAGGGACUUUUGAGAGUUUCUCAGUAUUAUUUUUACCAGAUAAACAGAGGUCAUAGUCAUCAUUGCUGUUAUGUCCUGGGUACAAGUUGCAGUCAGCCAAUCCAGUGAGGAUAUAUUUGAUGAAGAUGCAGAUGAGAUGUAUCUACUACAGAAAGAAUGGAACAGCACCAUGAAAAAAAGAUUAAAGGAAGGCUAUAGGGAUGGAAUUGAGGCUGCGAAAGAACUUGCACUCCAGGAAGGUUUUAAUCAAGGCUACAGACACGGUGCUGAGCUGAUGGUUACAUGUGGCCAGUUCAGAGGAACCCUGAAUGCUCUCUUAUCCUGGUGUCACUUUAAUGGAUGUGAUUCUGCUUUAAGUAAGAUAAAUAAUCUUCUUGAUGUGGUUGGAAAGCAUGAAGAAGAUGUGCUUAAGUAUCUGAAUUCUAUUGAACAGCCACAUGUCGGACACGUUUUAGAGUCUGUUCAGGACAUGGACCUUAAUCACACAGCUCCAGCUGGGACAGAGUACAAUGAAGUUAUAGCUGGAAAACAUGAAGAUGUUGGCAGCUUUGGUGAAAACACUUGUAGAAAUAAUGAUGAGGUUGGUUCCUUGCAGUCUGAGUGCAGCAAGGCAAAACUCUGCACAGAUCCUGAAAGGUCAACCCUUGCUUGGGUUAAAGAACAGACUAUUUGGCUAGUAGAGCAACUGGGCUUAUCACUGGAUAUACUCCAUCAUGUCCAGCAACUGGAACAUUAGUUUUUCUGUCUCGUGGUUUUUAAAAUUAUCUCAACUGGAUUUGAUUCUCAAUUUGUGGAUCAUGUGCAGGCUGAUGCAUGGCUGUGACUCUCUCUAGUCACUUUAUAAAAUACAGGAAUUUUUUGCCUUUUGUCAAAUUCAUCAUCUCAUCUUUUGUAACCAUUGUGCAGUGCACUUUCACAGUUAAAAAUUUUUUUUUUCCUCCUCAUACAGUUAUAUUUAUUUCACUUUUGCUGAAAACACACCAUUCUCUUCAAAUGCAGAAUUACUGACAAUUCCAUUGUUUUACUGUUAGACCAUCUACUCUUACCUUGUUAGACCACACUGAACAUGUUUCCAGUCUAAUGAACUUCCUUGUGUUAUUUUUGUAUUUAUUUUGCCAGUUGCUCUAGCCUGAACUCUCUCUCCCUCAUUCCCAUACUGUUUUUCCCAACCUUUCCCAGGUUUAUUCACCUUCUCGUAGAAACACAUUGUCAGCCACAGAUGUGUAUUUCUGACAACUCUGUAUUUGUGCCAACAUUCUAUAUUUGACUCCUUUUCCUGUUGCUUGCCUUAACUGUAGCUGCAAAUUGCUCUGGCCAGGAAGUCUUUUCUUUGUGAAUGCCUCUCUGCUUUACACUAAUUAAACUGAUUUACAGUAA